AUGGCGGAGACCGGGUCAGCGAAGCAUGAUAACGGGGUCGAACACCACGCCACUGCUCUGGCUCUGGGCAGCGACAUCGGCGCCAGAGUCAUCAACAAGACGACCGAGAGACAGUACGUCUGGAAACUGGAUCUGACCCUGUUGCCGCUUCUUGCCAUCAUCUACUUCACUCAUUCGCUAGACCGGGCGAAUCUGGGCAACGCCAAAACCGCCAACUUUGAGAAAGAUGUCGGUCUUCGCGACAACCAGUACUCGCUCAUACUGGUCCUGUUCUACAUCCCAUACGGGACGCUCAACAUACCACUCACGGUUCUCGCUCGGCGCUUUAACCCGGCAGUCGUGAUACCGGUGUUGAUGUUCUGCUGGGGCUUGAUAGCAGCCGCUUCCGCUUCCGUGACGAAUUUCGGUGGCAUCCUGGCGGCGCGCAUUUGCCUGGGAGUUGUCGAGGCCGGCUUCUUUCCCAGCGCCAUCUUCUACCUGACGCUGUUCUACACGCCGGCCGAGAUCGCCAAGCGCAUCAGUCUGUUCUACAUGAUGGGCUUCGUGGCGAACGCCUUCAGUGGCCUGAUCGCGUGGAGCGUGUUCCAAUGGCACAAGCCACUUCAUAACUGGCAGUACCUCUUCAUAAUAGAGGGCUGUAUGACUUGCGCUCUCGCCAUCGUCGCCUUCUUUCUCCUCCCUCGCACCGUCGAGUCGUCGCGGUACUUCAGCGCGUCCGAGAAAGCAGUGGCCCGUCAUCGCGCCGGGCCAUCAGCUCAGCUAGAGUCGGAGGACUUUUCAUGGCGCUCGACACUGCUGCCUCUAAAGGAACCCCAGACCUGGCUUUAUGGCGCGAUGGCGUUGUCUUAUGGUGUGGCCUGUGCUUCCGUGUCCAACUUCUUGCCCACGAUGAUCAAGCGGCUGGCGACAGACACCGUGAAGACGAACCUGUACACGAUCGCGCCGAAUCUGUCGGGUGCUGUGUUCAUUAUCAUGAUGUGUACGCUGUCGGACUACUUCCAGCAGCGUGCCUUGUUCAUCAUCCUCGGCACCGUGGUGAGCAUGAUCGGUUUCAUCCUGCUGGGGUCGCUGGACCUCACGCGCCUCGUCGGGGUUGGGUACUUCUGCACGUUCCUCAUCACGUUUGGCACGUUCACGUCCGCUGUUUUGGUGCCGGCCUGGGCUUCGGGAAACACGGUCUCGCGCUCGGGACGCGCAACGACGCUUGGACUCAUUGCCGGGCUUCAGAACCUGGGCGGCAUUAUUAGUAGCGUUGCAUUCCGAUCAGAGGAUGCGCCGGUAUAUAGACCGGCCUUGAUCACGAGUGGUGUUUUCCAGGCGUGCGUAGUGCUCCUUGCGGGUGCCGGGUGGGCAUGGUAUAGGCAAGAGAACAGGAAGGCAGGACAGAGUGGCAACGCUGCUCGAUAUGUGCUAUAA
Messenger RNA from Anthostomella pinea, 1416 nucleotides. The record is from the annotation of a GenBank genome assembly. Lineage: Eukaryota; Fungi; Ascomycota; Sordariomycetes; Xylariales; Xylariaceae.